This is a messenger RNA of Rhinolophus ferrumequinum (greater horseshoe bat), 643 nucleotides long. RefSeq names its product late cornified envelope protein 1A-like. The transcript has a single exon. The record is from RefSeq and is a predicted model, not a curated record. Gene Ontology annotation, biological process: epidermis development. The coding region runs from base 1 to 363 and encodes 120 amino acids. NCBI's taxonomy places the organism in Eukaryota, Metazoa, Chordata, Mammalia, Chiroptera, Rhinolophidae.
AUGUCCUGCCAGCAGAACCAGCAGCAGUGCCAGCCCCCUCCCAAGUGCCCUCCCAAGUGUCCGUGCCCCGCCCCAAAAUGCCCCCCAAUGUGUCCCCCAAAAUGCCCCCCAAAGUGCCCUCCAGUCUCCUCCUGCUGCAGUGUCAGCUCUGGGGGCUGCUGUAGCUCUGGGCACGGGGGCUGCUGCAGCUCUGGGCACGGGGGCUGCUGCCUGAGCCACCACAGGCGCCACAGGUCCCACCGCAACAGACACCGGAGCUCUGACUACUGCCAGCCUUCAGGGGGCUCCAGCUGCUGUGGUGGGGGGAGCUCCAGCUGCUGCGGAGGGGGCAGUGGUCAGGCCUCUGGAGGCUCGUGCUGCUGAAGUGGACCCUGAGCCAGGAAAAGCAGACAUGGGGACAGCAGAUGGCCAAAUCCUUCCUCUUCUUCCUGCGGUAGCUGGGCUCACCUGAGUGGCUAAGAUGUCCCAGUGAAGUUUCCAAUCUCUGGCCUAGCGAAUCCCUCUGCCCUGGGAUGCAGAAGCCUGAAUCUUCUCCCAAAAAUCUGUCUGCUGACCUCUUCCAUCAGUUUUAUCAUCUGUCCUGGGAUUUCAAAACCACGGGCUCUGACUCACUCCCCAGCUAAUCUUCUUGCCGCCUGCAGUC